AUGAAAGUUCUGCUCACAUUUCUGAUGUGUCUUCUCCCCCCAGGUCUCCUCCUGUGUAUGAUGAUCAUAUCGGUGUCAUCAGGAACGGUGUAUAUACAGAGCGGAUCAGACAUCACUGACUGUAAUAUGAAGUGUCCUCAGGAUGAUGAAGAAGUGACUAAGGAGCUGUACAGACAAUGCAGAGGGGAGGAUAGGACAUUGCUGGAAAGUCACUGUUAUUAUAACUUCACAAAAUCACAUGACUCCAGACUCCAACUGCACACAGGGAGCGGCUGCUGGAAGCUGACACAGGCCAGGAAGGACGACUCCUGUGUAUAUAAUGUCUGGUGUCACUGUGAUCCGGGAUAUCUGAUGUCCUCUACAGAGAUCCGUGUUCUGGAUCCGGUUCUCAUCUCCAGUAUAACCAGUACCGGGGGCCGGCUGGGUGAGGAGACGGCGGUGAGCGUCCAGUUCUCUGGAGAAGAGAGCGCUGUGACCUGGGAGGUGGACGGGGAGCCUCUCCCUGAAAGAUACCGGCUGAUAGAUGACAAUAGGACUCUGAUUAUCCCCGGUGUGCGGAGAGACGACGCCGAGAGGAGAUUCCGGGUCAGGAUCACAAAUCCGGUCAGUGAGGAGAUCCGGGAAUACCGGCUGGAGAUCAGAGGUGAGAGGGGCAAUUACUGGGGGAAUAGAGGAGGGUGUCAUUCUUCCCUGGGACUUGCACUAUAUACUAUAUAUAUGUGUGUAUAA
Molecule: messenger RNA, 729 nt
Organism: Rana temporaria (common frog)
Lineage: Eukaryota; Metazoa; Chordata; Amphibia; Anura; Ranidae
Exons: 2
Coding region: 1-729 (242 amino acids)
Source: RefSeq, a predicted model, not a curated record